AUAGAAUCUAUGCCGAACAGAUAAUUGUAUUCCGAAUGAGGCGUAUACAUGACCAUUUUCUAUGCCGCAUAGAAAUCUAUGCGGCAUAGAUGUGUCCAUGUAAACGCGGCUACUGUGUACCAACGUAGUUAUCACACAUUUUAUACUUCACUGUGUGACUGGGUUGUUACAAUUACAGUAAAGGAAUUAUAUUCUAUAUAUAAAAAACAACUGCCCAUUUACUGUCAUACAUUCUGAUGGGUCACAGACUUCAGUGUAAAACUGUAACCAUUUAGUUCAAUCUUAUUUUUUGUCAAGGCUUAAUUAUUAACCAUGUUGAUGUUCUUAUUGCAGUACAUCCUCUCUAUAUAUUGGCACAAAGUCCUUCCGGCACAAUAUUUUAGAGGCUCAUGGCAAGAGCAAAAGGCACGAGCACUGUGCCGUUGCCGCCAGAGGAACAGAAGCACCCAUGCCAGCUGUCAUCGAAGGACUGCAAAAGAUGGAUGACGCUCUGCGUCUAAAAAUGACGAACAUUAUGCAUGCAGCAUAUUAUGUAGCAAAACAAGAAGUGCCCUUUACCCACUUUUCAUCCCUUAAUGGCCUGAUCAACAGGACUGGAGGAAGUCUUCCAGGCUGUUACCAGUCUGACAAAGCCUGUGCUAGGUUCAUCGUAGACAUUUACGAUGUGGAGAGGGAAAAGUUGCUGGAUAAAAUUAAAAAAGCCAUAUACUUUUCAAUUCUCAUUGAUGGGGCAACAGACAGCGCUACAUUAGAGAAUGAACUCAUUUAUGUUCGCUUUCUAGCAACGGAUGGGCCAGUCAAUGCCUACUUGUCUAUCCAAGACGUUAAACAUGGCAAUGCAAAUGGCAUCCUGGAUGCCAUCCAUGCAGCUUUUGAGGAAGCUGGCAUUAUUGAUUGGAAGGAGAAAUUAGUUGGGUUUGGCAGCGAUGGGGCAGCUGUGAAUGUGGGCUGCAGAAAUGGCGUUGCAGCGCUUCUGCAGAAGGAACUCAACCACCCCCUCAUCUCAAUCCACUGUGUUGCCCAUAGAUUAGAGCUUGGCAUCGUAAAGGCAAUUAAAACCCACAAAAAGAUGGAGCAAAUGCAGACAAUGCUAAAAAACCUGUACGAUCAGUACCACUACUCCCCCAAGGCUGUCAGAGAGCUCAGAAUGAUUGCAGAGGCACUUGAAGAAAAGGUGUUGAAGCCAUCAAAUCUACAUGGCGCCCGCUGGCUUCCCUAUGUGCAUCGUGCAAUCAAGAUUGUGUGUGACAGCUAUCCUGUACUGAUUGCACAUUUUGAAGACAUGGCGUCUGUGGAGAGGUUCCCUAAGCCUUCAGCUGCAGUUCUCGGCAGGGCCAAACAGGUCCUUUCCUACCUGAAAAGAUGCGAUAAUUUGCUCUUCCCCCACUUCAUGUGUGAUGUUUUUAACCACCUUGCCACCUUGAGCAAAAUGUUUCAAAAAGAUGACCUGACUGUGUGUCAGGCAGUUGAGAGCCAGGAGGCCUGUUUCUGGGAACUCACUUCAUUGAGGGUAGACAUGGGUCCCCAAAUGGCCAAGGUCAACCAGGCCAUAAAGGAGACUGGCGUGUAUAAAGGAGUGAGGUUCCAGAAUCCAACCCACAACACGCUUGAAGCAGAGAGGAUCGAGGUGAUUGAUUUGAUCAUCAAUCAUUUGGAAGAGAGGCUGAAGGAUCUGCAGCAAGGAGGCAUGGUUGCAAAGUUUAGGGCUUUUGACCCAUCGUCCUGGCCAGCAUGCAACCGUGCUGACCCAGUUGAAAAUGAGAGGUUCAGGCAGUGUGGUGUCGAUGAGAUGAGGGAGAUGGCCACGUUCUAUCAGGAGCUAUUGAGAAAAGCUGGCAUUGAAGUCGAUGAGGUUUUAGCUGAGUACAACCACUACAAGAUCUUUGCCAAGGGACGAGCAGCAGUGCCGAUGAGGGAGCUCUUCAUGAGUGUCUUGCAGUCAGAGGAAAGGCGAGAACGCUUCAAGAGCUUGGCCCCCCUCAUGGAGGUGUACCUGAUCCUGCCAGUAAACACGGCAGUGUGUGAGCGGGGCUUUUCUACAAUGAAGAGAGUGAAGACUGACUGGAGGUCGAGUCUUUCCUCUCUUCAGCUGCAGAGACUGAUGUUCCUGUCAGUGGAGGGCCCCCCACUGGAUAAGUUUAAUGCCGAAGCUGCAGUUCACAGGUGGUGGACAACCUGCCAAAGACAGCGUCGGCCAGGGUUCAACCCCUGGGAGUAUAGGCAGGGCUCAGAGAAUGAAACGGAAAUUUGAAGCCCUAGUCCACAAUUCCGUUUUGCCAAAGUUAAUCUACACUGUUCAUUGUCUUUUUGUAUUUUUUUUCCAUCACAAACGGUUAUGUAUUUUAAGUAAAGACCGCGAGUUCAAGCUGGUCUCACCAUGCUAGGUUUCCUCGGUUCAGAGAAUGAAAUACAUUUUGAGGCCCUUUCUUCUGUUGGGCUGACAGGUGGUUUGACAGCUUUGCAGACCAUAAUUGUUAUGUUUUGUAUUUGUAUUUACAUUAUAAUAAAUUAUUAUAAAAUCAAA
Messenger RNA from Gadus morhua (Atlantic cod), 2524 nucleotides. RefSeq names its product zinc finger protein 862-like. Gene Ontology annotation, molecular function: protein dimerization activity. The transcript has 6 exons. Lineage: Eukaryota; Metazoa; Chordata; Actinopteri; Gadiformes; Gadidae. The coding region runs from base 449 to 2251 and encodes 600 amino acids. The record is from RefSeq and is a predicted model, not a curated record.